Apiotrichum porosum is the source of this 1071-nucleotide messenger RNA. RefSeq lists its product as uncharacterized. The record is from RefSeq and is a predicted model, not a curated record. The transcript is spliced from 5 exons. Gene Ontology annotation, molecular function: 3'(2'),5'-bisphosphate nucleotidase activity. NCBI's taxonomy places the organism in Eukaryota, Fungi, Basidiomycota, Tremellomycetes, Trichosporonales, Trichosporonaceae. The coding region runs from base 1 to 1071 and encodes 356 amino acids. Gene Ontology annotation, biological process: phosphatidylinositol phosphate biosynthetic process; sulfate assimilation.
AUGGCGCUUCCCUUCACCAAGCUUCGCCCCGAGGCCGAUCUCGCCAUCCUCUCCGUCCUCCGUGGCUGCUACCUCACCAAGUCAGUGCAGGACACUCUCGUCUCAAAGGACACGGUUAUCAAGAAGGACAAGUCGCCCGUCACUGUUGCCGACCUCUCGGCGCAGGCUCUCAUCUCGCUUCACCUCCUCGACCACUUCCCCACUGACCUCAUCAUUGGUGAGGAGGACACCUCCGAGCUCCGUGCCAACGAACCUCUCCGCAACAAGGUUGUCGGCCUCGUCAACGACGGCUUUGACCGUGUCGAGGGCUGGGGCAAGGGUGACAAGUUUACCACCGAACAGAUCCUGAGCGCAGUUGAUGCUGGUUCGGCGCCUGGCGGUACCAAGGGCCGCUACUGGACCAUUGACCCGGUCGACGGCACCUCUGGCUUCAUCCGCCACCAGCAGUUCGCCGUGUGCCUUGCUCUCAUUGUCGACGGCCAAGUCGAGCUCGGUGUUAUUGGUUGCCCUAACCUGGGCCCCGAGCCUGCCAAGAUUGGCGAGGAGAUUAUCCCCAACGGCAAGGGUGUGCUCAUGAUCGCUGUCCGCGGCGAGGGCAGCUGGUCGCGCCCCCUCGACUCGGAGGUCUACACUCGCCUUUCGCUCCCCCCGACACCUCCUGCUUCCAACCCUCUCACCUUCCUCGAGUCGGUCGAGGCUGGCCACUCGGCCCACGGCAUUCAGGCCCGUAUCGGUGAGAUUCUCGGUGUGCAGCGUCCCUCGCUCCGCAUGGACAGCCAAGCCAAGUACGCCUGCCUGGGCCGCGGCGAGGGUGGUGUCUACCUCCGUAUCCCCACCAAGUACUCGGGCGGCAAGGACUACCAGGAGAAGAUCUGGGACCACGCUUCGGGCUCCCUCCUCAUUGCCGAGUCGGGCGGUGUCUGCACCGACAUGAACGGCAAGCCCCUCGACUUCUCUGUUGGCCGCACCCUCUCCGGUAACGAAGGUAUUGUCGCUGCCGGCAGCGAGAUGCACGCCCGAGCCGUCGAGGCCGUCAAGAAGGCUGUCCAGGAGGCUGGUUAUAAGCUCUAG